Messenger RNA from Pseudogymnoascus destructans, 907 nucleotides. RefSeq names its product centromeric DNA-binding histone H3-like protein cse4 (gene CSE4). Gene Ontology annotation, cellular component: nucleosome. The transcript has a single exon. Bases 143 to 907 code for a protein of 254 amino acids. Gene Ontology annotation, molecular function: structural constituent of chromatin; DNA binding; protein heterodimerization activity. The record is from RefSeq and is a predicted model, not a curated record. NCBI's taxonomy places the organism in Eukaryota, Fungi, Ascomycota, Leotiomycetes, Thelebolales, Thelebolaceae.
CAUGGAGUGUGAUGGAGACUGAGAUCUCAUAGAGCUGUCCUUUAUCCGAGAUAGUGCCGUUCGGUCACUGUGGAUGAUAGGGUAGCGGGAAGCACAGCCACAGGGACGGUCGCAUUGCAUUGAUCCCUGUCAUGUGGGUGCCAUGGGAAAUCCACUUCACACGAAAUCGCGUCAAUCAACACAACGAAACCUAACUUUUAUCUCCAAUUUCGCGAUCUCACCACCACCACGACACUCGACACAGUUACGGUAUAUAAUUCGUGUUUGCGCACACUUCAUCUACGAUAAUCGCAACAAAAUCACCCAUAACCCGCCUCUGCGCCGAAUUUACCAACGCGUUUCCUCGGCCCAACCUCCCCAAUUACCAAGGGCCUGGGAAGCUGAUAUCGCGAUUCCUCAAUCACAACCCCCAAACAACAAACCACAAACCACACCCACAAUGCCUCAAAACCUCGCUCGGCGCGAAGCCCACCCCUCCAGCAGCGGCGGAAUCCGCAAAUCCUACAGCGGCAAAACCACCACCAGCACCACCGCCUCAAAGCGCCUAUCCUUCAGCGCCAUCCAGCCCGGCGACCCCGUUCCGCAGCGAAAAAAGCGUCGCUACCACCCCGGCACCGUCGCGCUCCAAGAAAUCCGACACUAUCAACGCACCACCGAUCUAUUGAUGCUGAAACUCCCGUUCUCUCGGCUGGUGAGAGAGAUUGCGAUGACGCUUGUGCCGAGGAAUCAGGAGCUGAGGUGGCAGAGCCAGGCGAUUCAGGCGUUGCAGGAGGCGGCAGAGGCGUUUUUGGUGCAUUUGUUUGAGGAUACGAAUUUGUGUGCUAUUCAUGCGAAGAGGGUGACGAUUCAGCCGAAGGAUUUGCAGUUGGCGAGGAGGGUGAGGGGGAUGUGGGGGGGGUUGGGUUAG